Messenger RNA from Anguilla rostrata (American eel), 6071 nucleotides. It is a transcript of the gene arnt, whose product is annotated as aryl hydrocarbon receptor nuclear translocator. The transcript has 21 exons. Gene Ontology annotation, molecular function: RNA polymerase II cis-regulatory region sequence-specific DNA binding; DNA-binding transcription factor activity, RNA polymerase II-specific; protein dimerization activity. Gene Ontology annotation, cellular component: aryl hydrocarbon receptor complex; nucleus; transcription regulator complex. NCBI's taxonomy places the organism in Eukaryota, Metazoa, Chordata, Actinopteri, Anguilliformes, Anguillidae. Gene Ontology annotation, biological process: regulation of transcription by RNA polymerase II. The record is from RefSeq and is a predicted model, not a curated record. The coding region runs from base 472 to 2814 and encodes 780 amino acids.
GCGAGUGGGGAACGGUAACAAACACUUUAAAAGAGACCAGAUAAAUUGGACAUAUAAGUAAAGUGGACAUUGUUUCAUAAUUUAUGUGGUCAAAAUAAUACAGCAUUUCCCGAACAGAAUCGCCUAACCUUGUUCUUUACCUCACACUGUGCACUCAGGUCGCCGAUGAGGGUACAUUAGUGAGGCUCCGACCAAUGGGAGAUGUUGAAUAACAUAGUUCGGUUGACUUAUCGCAAUCGGCUAGUUGGACCGCCAUCUUGGAUCAAGAAAAAGGGGUUUUAAACCCGAUAAAGGAAAACAUCGUUUUUAUUUUUAUGAAUUGGAAAUACUAACAUUUGCCUAUGGGGAAAAUAAUUACAGUAGUCAUGAAAAAGCUGCUGAAUUAGCCGGCGUAAUAGAUUGUCAAGAUAAACCUCUACGUUGACGAAGAAACAACAUUGUAGGGAUUUUUCCUACUUUUAAGUUUUGUUUAUGUUGUUCGAUUCAAACAUGGAUUCUACAGAUCCAGAUAUGUCAGAUGUGCCCUCGCUGACGUUGGGUGCAGCCACUGGGUCCGGCAGUGGAGCUGUGGUCCAGAAAGGCAACAACAAGAGGCGCGCGGUGCCCGAUUUUGAUGACGAUGAUGGAAGCAAACUCUUCAGGUGCGAUGAUGACACAGGAGGAUCCAAUGACAAAGAACGGUUUGCCAGGGAGAACCACAGCGAGAUCGAGCGGCGGCGGCGGAACAAGAUGACGGCGUACAUCACGGAGCUGUCGGACAUGGUGCCCACCUGCAGCGCCCUGGCGCGCAAGCCCGACAAGCUGACCAUCCUGCGCAUGGCCGUGUCGCACAUGAAGACGCUGCGCGGGAGCGGCGGCAGCGGCCCCGACGGCGGCUACAAGCCGUCUUUCCUCACCGACCAGGAGCUCAAGCACCUGGUCCUGGAGGCGGCAGACGGCUUCCUGUUUGUGGUGUCGUGCGAGUCGGGCCGGGUGGUGUACGUGUCGGACUCGGUGACGCCGGUGCUGAACCAGCCGCAGUCCGAGUGGCUGGGCAGCUCGCUGUACGACCAGCUGCACCCCGAGGACACGGACAAGCUGAGGGAGCAGCUGUCCACCACGGAGAGCAGCACCAGCGGUCGCAUGCUGGACCUGAAGACGGGCACGGUGAAGAAGGAGGGCCAGCAGUCUUCGGUCCGGAUGUGCAUGGGCUCCCGCAGGUCCUUCAUCUGUCGCAUGAGGGUUGGCAUGAGUUCCGUGGAGCCGGUGUCCAUGAACCGGCUCAGUUUCCUGAGGAGCAGGAACAGGAAUGGUUUGGGUCCAGCGAAAGAAGGGGAGCCGCAGUAUGUGGUGGUGCACUGUACAGGCUACAUCAAGUCCUGGCCGCCUGCAGGCGUGUCUCUCUCAGAAGAGGAAACGGACACCACCCAGGGAAGCCGCUUCUGUCUGGUGGCCAUCGGGAGGCUACAGGUGACCUGCUGUCCCAGUGACAAUGACAUUAACAACAUCAGCGUUCCCGUGGAGUUCAUCUCCCGCCACAACUGCCAGGGCGUCUUCACCUUCGUGGACCACCGCUGCCUGGCCACCGUGGGCUACCAGCCUCAGGAGCUGCUGGGGAAGGAUAUUCUGGAGCUGGCUCAUCCUGAGGAUCAGGGCCUCCUGAGGGACAGUUUCCAGCAGGUGCUGAAGCUAAAGGGGCAGGUUCUGUCCGUGAUGUUCCGUUUCCAGUCCAAGUCCCGGGAGUGGAUCUGGAUGCGCACCAGCUCCUUCACCUUCCAGAACCCUUUCUCUGAGGAGAUCGAGUACAUCAUCUGCACCAACGCCAACGUCAAUAGGGCCUCGGCUCAGGACCCCCUCACCCCCCUCUCCUCCCCAGGCAUGGCACUGCCCCCCUCGCUGGGGCAGAACAGCCCCAGCUGCCCCCAGGUGCUGAGCCCGGGGCAGGUAUCGGCCAGGCAGCUGCAGCAGCAGCAGGCAGAGCUGGAGGCAGGGGGCAGUAGAGAGGCCAUGUAUGAGUCGAGCCAGGUGACGCUACCACAGGUUCCGGUCCAAGCUGUGACCACAGCGGGACCAGACCACAGUAAGCCCCUGGAGAGAGACCCGCGCUUCUCUGACCUGUUCACAGAGCCAUCAAAGGCUCUUCCUUCCAGUUCUGCCUCAGGACCUCAGCAGAUUUACCCCCAGGGAAACUCCUACACCGCCGCCCGGCCAAACGACUCUUUCAGACCGGUCGGAAUGGCCCAACAGAUGGUGCAGCCCUCGCCGUCGGCCGGACAAAUGCUGGCCCACAUGUCCCGCCAAAAUGCCCCCAACCCCACCUGCCCCUCUGGGGAACCCAGUAAUAACAGCCCCAUUCAGGUCCAGGCAGGAGCGUCAGGGGGGGCAGGGGGUUGGGCUGGAGCCAGACCCCCCUUCAACACUCAGCAGGUGGCAGCACAGACAGGGAAGAUCCAGGCUGCCCAGUUUCCUCUGGGGGGGUUCGCGUCUGGCCCCUCCUCCUCAUCCUCCUCCUCGUUUAACACGAUGACGAGUGCCGCCGCUCCGGCCCCGUCGAACGCUACGACCUACCCGACCGUCAACUCCCGCGGCAACCCCGCUGCCAACGGCUACGCAGAUGGGAAUCAGUCGGUGACGCAGUUCCCCUCCAGAACAGCGGAGGCAGUGUGGCAGGCACAGUGGCAGAACCAGGCCCAUGCACAGGGCACAGCAGAGGCACACCAGCAGUCACAGUCUAACCAGGCUGAAAUCUUCCCGGAUGUGCUCUCCAUGCUCGACCAGUCACCCAGUUUCAACAACGACGACUUCCCGGAGCUCUUCACUCCUUUCAAUGAGUGAACAGGGUUGAAUUUUAACCGUUUGCCUCUUUCUUAACCCCCCCCCCACCCCCCCACCCCUUUCUCUCACCAUCAGAGCUGUUCUGUCUCUCUUAUCAUUUUUGAAAUCAAAUCUGAAGUUGCACUGCCCGCCAGGUACAGGAGGACACAGGGAAGGCAUAAUCAAACGCUGACAGAGAGGCUCGCUAGAGGGACAAGAGACACAAUCAGGUGGAGGGAGGAGACGCAGCGAUAAUCAGUGGAGGAGAGAGCGGCGAUUCGUAGGGCACAGCCAGGUUAAUGGAUUUGCGCUGAAAGUGCGGGAAAUGGCCGCCCUGCUGGCACUGCCCAGGUCUCAGCGGCGAGGCCGCCUGCGCGGAAACGCAGCGCUGAUCUGAGAGGCAGACGCUAACGCUAACGCACAACGCAGCGCUCCCACUGCCGGGACGUCCCGCCGAUGCAGGCCGGCUUCACACGGGCAGUUUUUAGGAAGAUUUUGAUAGAAAUUCUCCUUCAGGUUUUUCCUCUUUCUAAUUCAGAGCAUUACUUUUUAAAGUGUAAAGAGGGUAGAUCUAUAAGAAAGCAUAUAUAAGAGUCCGUCCCUUUUCUUAAAAAAAAAAAAAAAAAAAUAAAAAAAAAAGAUGAAUAACUUUUAAAAAAAUCCUGUGUACCACAUUUGUGUGAACCACAGGAGAUUCUUGUUUUAUGUGAAGAUGUUUCUCUUGUUUGAAGGGUAUUCAGGUUAUAUGAGCUCUAGGGUCAUUUGGAAACUGUCUGCCAGUUUACACUUGCAUGCUCUUAGCUCUCUGUUGUACAAAUGCAAAAACUGGAAAAUACUGAGGUAUGUCAGCCUAUACUCAAUGAUUGUGUGUAUAUAUAUAUAUAUAUAUAUAUAUAUAUAUAUAUAUAUAUAUAUAUACACACUUGUGGUGCAGGUUUUAAUUCAGUUUGUGUUUGAAUUGUGAAGCCGAAACCGUCGCAUGGCUGUGAGCUUUUGCCAGUGUGACCUAAAGGCUGCCAUUGAUGCUACAGCACCGAUUUACACCAGCACUAAGACACGGCCUCGACACGGGUAACCUCGAGCACAAACACACCGGCGCGGGCCAGUUGGCGGCGAGGGUCGUCGCUGUCUGUAACAAGUCGGAUUCAAUGCUUCCUGCCGAUCAUUACAAACACAGGGUCGAUGACAUCACUGCCAACUGAAUUUUAAGAGGAUUGUGCGGUUGGGAUCGCUGUCGGGAUUCCCGCUACGGGACACCAUUCCACCGCCCCUCACUGACGCAUCGCAGGGUCUCUGUAUGUUACCCCUUGCGUACAGCGCAGGCUGGAGGUCACCCGUGUCAGGUUAAGCAUGUUUAGUUGCUCGGAAAGACUUCUGUUUUCGAAUUAACCAAAAUCCGCUGCAGCUCAUCGAGCCCGGGUCAGUCACCCAUGGGCCACGGUGAGGUCAGCGAGUCAGGAACACCCGCUUUCAUUUCCUUCCUUUCCCCCUCACCCUCCUCAUCCUCACCUCUACGUGCACGUCACCUGCUGUAGAGGUACAACCCCCCCCCCCCGGCUGGCUGGCUCCAUGCACAUUUCUCAUAUACUGCAGCCACUUGGGUGCCUACUUCUGUUCAGCAUGUGUUAAACAUCUUUGUUUAACAGAGCUGCGAUUGGCAACCCUUGUUAACUAGACACACACCACCUGCUGCUGAAUGGUACAGUACCAAACCGUAUGCAUAUGUGACGGCAAUGAAGAAUCAUGCAAUCAUGUGGUUUUUGUGAUCUCCAUUUUGUGGUAGAGAAUCCGGUAUUACUUUACUCGACGCACGUGCAUGCUUGCACACGUACAGUGACUUGGCAAGCACCAUUAUGUAAAACUAUGUUCUGUAUUAUGAAACGUGUAACGAGUCCUUACGCCUACCUUUUUACCGUCAAUUUGGAGUGUCCAGUCAUUAAUGCCGGCCCUUUUCCACCUCAAAGUGAAAGUGCAUGGAGCCACGGGUGUCAUUACAAAAAAAAAGUGUAAUUUCUGUCGCUUAAAACCUGCAGUCAAAAUGCUUUCUUUUUUUUUUUUUUUUGUGAAGGUGUAUGUCGACUGGUGCUUUGUCCGCAUGCCAUAUUUUCAUUGGUUAGGUCUGCAGGUGUUCCUAUUACCUGAAUGCAGCUAAUUCAAGAGGUCGUGGAUGAAUCUUCCAGCAGCCAAUUCAGUCGAUUCAUAUGAAAUAUGAGAUGAAAUACACUUUAGUAUGCAACUGUAUAACCUUAACGUGUGUAUGUUAUGUAUUUGCAUACAUAAUAUACACACACGCUCAUGCACACACGCACAUGAUUUUAUUAGUGUUUUGUCUGUUUUGAUUCCUCAUCCUUUUUCCUGUGAAAACGGCACACUCUCCUCACCCUUUAAUGUGUGGGCUUUUCUUUUUUACUCUGAAAAUCAAGAGACUUUGUUUAAAAAAAAAUAAAAAAUAAAUCAAAACGAUAAAAAUAUUGAAUGAAAGCAAUAAUUAUCAGCAGGAAAUACAUAUUUUAAAGCCAUUCAUGUUGUUAUUGUAAGUGUUAUGACUUUUAAUACGGAACAGGAGAUGAGUGUUCACUUCAGGUAUUUCAGGUGUGCUGAAUUUGGUGCCCGUUCGUUCUCCAUGGCACAGCCUAGUGUGUUUGAGCGAAGGCCUGGGAUAGUCCUGGUCCUGAUCCAAGAUGGAUGUUUGUUUUCGUUUGGUCUGGUAAUGGAACAUUAUCUGGAGAGAAGCUUUACUCACACUUUAAUGAGCUGUGGAAGGCAGGGUGUCCAGUGCUCUGCGUUGGAAGCUGAGCUAAGCAGUGCUGACCUGACUCACCCGGGCCACACUGGCUUUAAGGGCUAGGUAGGGGUAGGUAUGAAUUUACGAAAUGUACUGAAAUCCUGAAUUGUAUAAAUUGCAUUGCGAUUAUUAUGCCCCUUUCCCAUUCCCAAGUCUGAUCAUUGUUAUAUAUGUGGAUGUGAGGAUGUGAACGCGAAUGCAUAAACUCGCCUGCAUAUUCUUUUCCUGUAAAAUACAUGUAUACUUGCCGUUUGUGUCAAUAGUUUUAUUUUUCAUUUUGGAAGAGGGCAGUAUUCUUGUGACUUCUGUUGUGUUGUUUUGUUUUAAACCACUUGGGGUGUUCCAUGUCAUGGUUUUUACAAUGUGAAUUGCAGUUUAUAUAUUAUGCAUAGAUACACAAAUUAUGACUAUAUAUAACAAAAAUGUUAUAAAAGAGUAAAGAGAAUGUUCAAGGGUUUUUUUUGUAUUAAAUUGUUGUAUUGUCCAGAAACAA